Salvelinus fontinalis (brook trout) is the source of this 5806-nucleotide messenger RNA. Its product is annotated as zinc finger protein 271-like. Gene Ontology annotation, molecular function: RNA polymerase II cis-regulatory region sequence-specific DNA binding; DNA-binding transcription factor activity. The coding region runs from base 337 to 4089 and encodes 1250 amino acids. Gene Ontology annotation, biological process: regulation of transcription by RNA polymerase II. The record is from RefSeq and is a predicted model, not a curated record. Lineage: Eukaryota; Metazoa; Chordata; Actinopteri; Salmoniformes; Salmonidae. The transcript has 6 exons.
UUACAUUUUACUCAACUGCGUUUCCCACUCCAGUCAGCUAAUGGCGGUCUGCGACUUUAAGGCAAUGCUGCUACUGUGACGUGUAAUCUAGUGGACGGAACGCUUCUUUCAACAGCAGCAACAGUUCGUCAGCCACCUCGGUAGCUUGCUAGCCAAAAUAUACGAACCAAUAAAGCUCUUUAGACGCUUUAGUGUAUAUUAGCCACUGUAUUUUAAACCCACUUCUGUCGUCUAGUUAGUUAUCCGUUUUAAUUUCAUAUUUACGGUAUUGUUUUUAUUAUUCAUCUAGCGGGCUGGUUAAGUUAGCAUUAGUCUAGCUAGCUAACAUCUCCAACCAUGAGGUCACUAAGCUACUCUCUUGUUAAUGAAGAGAAGGACUGCUGGACGGAGAAAGAUGCUCUCGUCAAAGAGGAGAAGGAUAUCACAGUAAAACAAGAAGUAGAGGGUGAGGCUGUUACAGUGAAAGAAGAAGAGAAAGACGUUACAGUGAAAGAAGAGGAAGAGGCGUUCAGAGUGAAAGAGGAAGAGGAUGUUACAGUAAAAGAAGAGGAGGAAGAGAAAGAGGAAGCUGCAGUUUUUGGAGUGAAAGAGGAGGAUGGGGAGAUGACUGUCACAUUGGAAGAAGAGGAGGAGGAAACUGAAUAUCUGGGCUCGGUUUCCCAAACGCAUCUUAAGGCAUCCAAUGGUUCUAACGAUGAACGGGCCCUGAUUAACACUACCCAACCAGAAGAGAAGAAACUCUUCCUGAACCACCUCCUCUUGCUGUCCUUCAUACAUUCUGAAGUUGCUGGAGAGAUAAGGGACUAUCGUGGAUCCUCUGGGGAGCCUCAACAACCUCAUGAUGCUGACGAGGCAGAGAAAAAUCUCUCCAGAUCAGAACUCCUCAAGAAACACCUGCAGAGAUCCACAGGGAAGAUAACUCACUGCUGCUCUGACUGUGGGAAGAGAUUCACCUCCUCAGGCAUUAAAUUUCAUCAGAGAACACACACAGGAGAGAAACCUUAUAGCUGUGAUCAAUGUGGGAAGAGUUUUACUACAUCUAGCAAUCUGACUGUACACCAGAGAACACACACAGGAGAGAAACCUUAUAGCUGUGGUCAAUGUGGGAAGAGUUUUACUACAUCUAUCCAGCUGACAUUACACCAGAGGACACACACAGGAGAGAAACCUUAUAGCUGUGGUCAAUGUGGGAAGAGUUUUACUACAUCUAUCCAGCUGACAUUACACCAGAGGACACACACAGGAGAGAUACCUUAUAGCUGUGAUCAAUGUGGGAAGAGUUUUGGUAGAUCUGGCCAGCUGACAUCACACAAGAGAACACACACAGGAGAGAAAUCUUAUAGCUGUGAUCAAUGUGGGAAGAGUUUUACUACAUCUGGCCAUCUGACUUUACACCAGAGAACACACACAGGAGAGAAACCUUAUAGCUGUGAUCAAUGUGGGAAGAGUUUUGGUAGAUCUGGCCAGCUGACAUCACACAAGAGAACACACACGGGAGAGAAACCUUAUAGCUGUGGUCAAUGUGGGAAGAGUUUUGGUAGAUCUGACCUGCUGACAUUACACCAGAGAAUACACACAGGAGAGAAACCUUACAGCUGUGAUCAAUGUGGAAAGAGAUGUACUACAUCUGGCCAGCUGACAUUACACCAGAGAACACACACAGGAGAGAAACCUUAUAGCUGUGAUCAAUGUGGGAAGAGAUUUACUACAUCUAGCCAGCUGACAUUACACCAGAGGAUACACACAGGAGAGAAACCUUAUUGCUGUAAUCAAUGUGGGAAGAGUUUUACUCAGCUGAACAGCCUGAUAGUACACCAGCGGACACACACAGGAGAGAAACCUUUUAGCUGUGAUCUAUGUGGGAAGAGAUUUACUACAUCUAGCGCUCUUACUUCACACCAGAGAAUACACACAGGAGAGAAACCUUAUUGCUGUGAUCAAUGUGGGAAGAGUUUUACUACAGCUGGCCAUCUGACUUUACACCAGAGAACACACACAGGAGAGAAACCUUAUAGCUGUGGUCAAUGUGGGAAGAGUUUUGGUAGAUCUGACCAGCUGACAUUACACCAGAGAACACACACAGGAGAGAAACCUUAUAGCUGUGAUCAAUGUGGGAAGAGUUUUACUACAUCUGGCCAUCUGACUUUACACCAGAGAACACACACAGGAGAGAAACCUUAUAGCUGUGAUCAAUGUGGGAAGAGUUUUGGUAGAUCUGGCCAGCUGACAUCACACAAGAGAACACACACAGGAGAGAAACCUAAUUGCUGUAAUCAAUGUGGGAAGAGUUUUACUGAAUCUAGCUCUCUGACUAAACACCAGAGAACACACACAGGAGAGAAAUCUUAUAGCUGUGAUCAAUGUGGGAAGAGUUUUACUGAAUCUAGCUCUCUGACUAAACACCAGAGAACACACACAGGAGAGAAAUCUUAUAGCUGUGAUCAAUGUGGGAAGAGUUUUGGUAGAUCUGGCCAGCUGACAUCACACAAGAGAACACACACAGGAGAGAAACCUUAUUGCUGUAAUCAAUGUGGGAAGAGUUUUACUGAAUCUAGCUCUCUGACUAAACACCAGAGAACACACACAGGAGAGAAAUCUUAUAGCUGUGAUCAAUGUGGGAAGAGAUUUACUACAUCUAGCUCUCUGUCUUCACACCAGAGAACACACACAGGAGAGAAACCUUUUAGCUGUGGUCAAUGUGGGAUGAGAUUUACCAGAUUUAGAUAUCUAACUAUACACCAGAGAAAACACACAGGACAGAAACCUUAUAGCAGUAAUAAAUGUGGGAAGAUAUACUUCUUUCUCCAUCCAGCAGACCUUCUCUUCUUCAGCAGGAACGGGGUUAAGUUUGAGACUGGAGCAAUGAGGCAUCUAACAUCCCUGAACAUGAGCUCACUAAACAUCUCCCCUCUUGUUAAAGAAGAGGCGGUCUGUUGGACGGAGGAAGAAGCUCUGGGGCAGAACAUUGUCGCGAAAGAGGAGGAGGUCACAGUAAAAAUAGAAGUAGAGGAUGAGGCUGUUACAGUGAAAGAAGAAGAGAAAGACGUUACAGUGAAAGAAGAGGAAGAAGCGUUCAGAGUGAAAGAGGAGGAGGAUGUUACAGUAAAAGAAGAGGGGGAAGUUUUUGGAGUGAAGAAGGAAGGGGAGAUUACUGUCACAUUGAAAGAUGAAGUGGAGGAGAUAGGAGAUCUGAUUAACACCAGAGAGAUACUUCACUAUCGUGGAUCCUCUGGGGAGCCUCAACAACCUCAUGAUGCUGAAGAGGCAGAGAAGAGUCUCUCCAGAUCAGAACACCUCAAUAAACACCUGCAGAGAUCCACAGGGAAGAGAACUCACAGCAGCUCUGGGAAGAGAUUCACCUCAUCAGGCAUUAAAAUUCAUCAGAGAACACACACAGGAGAUAAACCAUUUAGCUGUGUUCAAUGUGGGAAGAGUUUUGGUCAAUCUUGCCAUCUGAUUCGACACCAGACAAUACACACAGGAGAGAAGCCUUACAGCUGUGAUCAAUGUGGGAAGAGUUUUGGUCAUUCUGGCAAUCUGACUCAACACCAGAGAACACACACAGGAGAGACACCUUAUAGCUGUGGUCAAUGUGGGAAGAGUUUUGGUGCAUCUAGCACUCUGACUAUACACCAGAGAACACACACAGGAGAGAAACCUUAUAGUUGUGGUCAAUGUGGGAAGAGUUUUACUAAAUCUAGCAAUCUGACUCUACACCAGAGAACACACACAGGAGAGACACCUUAUAGUUGUGGUCAAUGUGGGAAGAGUUUUACUACAUCUAGCAAUCUGACUAUACACCAGAGAACACACACAGGAGAGAAACCUUACAGCUGUGGUCAAUGUGGGAAGAGUUUUACUACAUCUGGCCAUCUGACUCUACACCAGAGAAUACACACAGGAGAGAAACCUUAUAGCUGUGGUCAAUGUGGGAAGAGUUUUGGUGCAUCUAGCACUCUGACUAUACACCAGAGAACACACACAGGAGAGAAACCUUACAGCUGUGGUCAAUGUGGGAAGAGUUUUACUACAUCUGGCCAUCUGACUCUACACCAGAGAAUACACACAGGAGAGAAAUCUUAUAGCUGACAAGAGACAAAGAUCUCUGAUCAAAGGAGUUAUUUCGUGAUAUCAAUGAAAUGAUGUCACAAUGUAGAAUGUUUUAACAUUGUAGUAUGAGUAUUUUAAUGAUGUCACAAUGUAGAAUGUUUUAAAAUUGUAGAAGGAGUAUUUUAAUGAUGUCACAAUGUAGAACCCUAAACAUUUGUCCCCUGUUCUAUUGAUUUCAACAUGAUAUGGAUAUUAGCAUCAGGGGGAAAAUCCAGGCUCUGAAAUGAAAGAGUACUAUUUAUGUGAUUUAACAAAAAGUGACUAACACAAAAAGAGCUGUGUUACAUUUACCGUGUUGGUGACCCACUUGAAUCAAAAUGCAACACCUCAAAAUGUAGCUAGCCGUUUUCUACAAGUUGUCCUCUAACCAGGGAUGUACACAUUACUCCCAGAUUCCGUGUGGUUUUUGAGCUAUUAGUUUUAACAGGACGUGCAACCUCAUCUCCAUCCUGUCACACAGUUGAUUUCAACAUGAUAUCGAUGAGUGAUGACAAAUAAGUGUUGCGUUCCUUUGUUUAGCGACCCCUAAAUUUAAAUGCAUCACUCCAAAAUGCAGGUUGUCCUCUAACCAGUGAGGUAAAAUAUAUCUUCCAUUUCCAUGUGUUUUUUUUUAGUUCCAUGUGUUCCAAGGGGACGAGAGUUCUAGAAUCUAGUGAGUUUUAGGAAGACAAGAAUUCUAGAAGCUAGUUUUGAAAAGCUAGAAAAAUACGUUUUUUUCCUUGUUUUUAAUUGUUGGUCAGUAGACACCAUGUUUAUAUUGGUGAAGGUGAAGCAUUGUAGUUGAUUAUAAUGUGAAAUGGAAGUUGUUUUCUGUUGGUGGUGAGCAUUCUCUUAAGGGGGGAAGGUGUUACAGUCUUUGGUUUUUCAUUUAUGUUUUGAGGUUGGACUUUUCCACGUCUAGCUCGUUAGCACGUAGGGCGCACUGAUUGGUGUCACCUCGUUAGUCAGUAUGUGUUACACCUGUGCUGGCUUGUCCAUCUCGUUAGUGGGAAGGUGUUUCACCUGUGCUGGUCCAGGUUCUAUUUAAGAGUGUCUGGUCCAGUGCUCCAGUUGUCUUGAUAGAUGUGGAGAGUCAACACCUUUAGUUGCUCCACCUUUUUGGUUUGCUUCCUGUCUUUAAGUUUGGUGUGGGUUUUUUCUUUUGUUUGCGUCUUCUUGGGCAGAUUUAGUGGGUCUCAUGGUGGGUGUCUUUUAGGUCCCAGUUGUUGUUACUAGUCAACUUUCAGUGGACACUGAGAGCAAAACUGCAACAUUAUGUUAUAAUACUUUUAUUGCAUCAACUGGUUGUUUUAUGCAACAGAAUAGAGGGUUCUUAGAACUAUUGUGUCUGUGUCUUCUACUGAGGAUGGGCCUCUGGGAGAAAACACUGACAGGAGAUUUACAAUGUCUUUUGGGUGAUUAAAACCUAAAGAGACCACAUUCCAGGGCAUGAGUUACUGUUUCUGUUCUAUAUGGUACCAGGGAGAGAUGAACCCCUCCUAAAAAAAAAAUACCUUGAACUUUGCAUUGCAUCCAAUUAAUAUUUUAAUCAAUGGCAUUUCCUUAGGCUGCUCAUUAGUCUUUCAGUUGUUAGUCUUCUGUUUGUUGUGUACUAAAUAUUUCAUUUUUUUAUUUGUUUUUUCUUGUGAAGCCAUUGUGUUGCAUCCAUGUCUGAAAUGUGCUGCAUAAAUAAAGCUUGAUUUGACUUCAACAAAUG